AUGGCCCAAGACCAACAAGUGGCCGACAUCACAGACCAAGAUGUGGCUCGGGUUCAACAGAUCCGCCAGUUCCUGCCCACGACGACCAACAGUAUUGUCAACUUCGACCGCGAAGUCGUCAAGCGCGAUGCCAGGGACACGGUGAUCAUUGUCCAUGAGUCCUUUCCGAAACUAUGCCAGCUUUUUCUGGAGCACAAGGUCAGGCAUGGCAGCAACGUCGAAAGGUUUCUCUACAUGUCCCUGUCUUAUCGUCAGAUGAUCAUCCGCCUCGUCGAGAAGCGCCCUCUGUCCUUUCUCACCGCCGCAGACACCACGAAGCUUCGUGACGGGAAGGUGAUUGCCAACGCUGCCGUGUUCUGGGACCGUGUUGGCACACCCGAAGAGGACCCCAACGAGGACAUCAAGCUCGAAGACUAUCUGAGCUACGACGAGAUGAUGCUGAGCGCGCUGGUCGGGGUCUCCGGCCCGAGCUAUUUCGUGAACGAUGGCGAUAGGAACAACCGUGCCAGGCCGGGGCCGAGUGGUACAUUUGAGGAGCGCGGCGUCAUCAUCGGACUGGUCGGCGCACGAUUUGAGAGACCAGAUCGCAUGGAAGCAACCUACAUCCUGCCACCGGUCGAGAACCCCAGGAUGCAUCCGGAACUGCUGAAAAUAUGGCAGAAAUACCUUGGCAUCGCACCCACGGCACCAGAAACGACCUUCAACGAAGUGGCAUACCAGAAACGAAUUCGGAUAACCGCUGAGAUGCUCCUGUGGGAGGCCAACAGUCGUGCAGGUGCCGUGGAGAAGAAGGCUUACGUGCACAUUGUCGGCCUCGGCCUCGGCGUUUGGCAGGUGGUGGACAGACAAGCGCAGCUCUACGUGGACGUCUUUGCUCAAGUCAUAGAAGAGUUGGGGGCUGAGAUGACCGAGCUGGGAACGCUGGACUUCGCCUGGAUCGACGUGACAUACGAGGACCGGACAAGGAUGAGAGGGGCUGCGCAGGCACAUGGCAUCGAUGUUCGGUUCUCCAAGAGGAACCCCGCAACGAAGCUGCCUCAUGAUAAAGCCGACCAGCUGCUGGUGCUCAGCUACGCAUGGGACUCGAACAGCUUCCCUGGAAACGAAUACUGGCUGAAGCAGCUAUCCGCAAGCGGGGACCCGGCGGCGGCUUGUAUGUCUACAAUUGCCGAACUGCAUAAUCCAGUCAUCAACCGUGACUUUCUGCAGAGGAUGGAGCCUCGCGUAUAUUAUAGUGUCCCAUAUCGUGUGAAGGGCAAUUGA
Molecule: messenger RNA, 1263 nt
Organism: Diaporthe batatas
Lineage: Eukaryota; Fungi; Ascomycota; Sordariomycetes; Diaporthales; Diaporthaceae
Exons: 2
Coding region: 1-1263 (420 amino acids)
Source: RefSeq, a predicted model, not a curated record